AUGGGUAGUUCUAACGAACAAAAGCUUAUUUUGCCGACUGGCAAGACUAUUCAAAUCCAAACUGGUCUUUUCAUAGACAAUGACUUCGUCGAUUCAGUCGAUGGUAAGCGCUUCGGAACCGUCGAUCCAACCACCGAAGAGGUAAUUACUACCAUAGCAGAAGCUUCUUCAAGAGAUGUAGAUUUAGCAGUAGAGGCUGCUACCAGAGCAUUUUACAAUGUUUGGUGUCAUGUUGAUGGAAGAGAACGUGGAAAACUAUUGAAUAAACUUGCUGAUCUUAUGGAACGUGACUUGGAUGAUUUGGCCGCUCUAGAAGCUCUGGACAAUGGGAAAGCUUUUAGUAUUACAAAGAUGGUUGAUCUUCCGGAAGCCAUUAGCUGUUACCGAUAUUUCGCCGGCUGGUGUGAUAGGAUUCAUGGCAAGGUAAUUGAAACGCAAAAUAAUAAAUUUUGCUAUACUCGACAUGAACCAAUUGGUGUUUGCGGCGCAAUCGUUCCCUGGAACUUUCCUAUUUGUCUUAUGGCCAAUAAAAUUGCACCAGCUUUAGCUUGUG
Racocetra persica is the source of this 553-nucleotide messenger RNA. The record is from the annotation of a GenBank genome assembly. NCBI's taxonomy places the organism in Eukaryota, Fungi, Glomeromycota, Glomeromycetes, Diversisporales, Gigasporaceae.